AUGUUUACCUUUUUGCUACAAAACCAGGAAGUUGUGGCAAAAUUUACUUCCACCAUCUUUGAGAAUACGACACUGAUUGGGGACCUAAACAAAACUGGAUAUGAUCUUUUUCUGACCGAUCCUACAUUUCCAGGUGGUGUGCUGUUAGCACAUUACCUCCAGCUGCCUUUGGUUUACAAUGUGCGCUGGCUUUUUAGUGGAGAGGCACACCUUGCCGUCGCUCCUUCUCCAUUAUCCUACGUCCCUAUAUGCUUCUCCCAUAACUCUGACAAAAUGGAUUUUUUUCAAAGAAUCAGAAAUAUGAUCCAUUACAUCAUGUUUUUUUACAUGGAGUACUAUGUCUCCAGACCACCAUACCAGGCCUUGUGUGAUCAUUAUUUUGGAAAUAAUGUUAGCCUCAUGUCUCUAACCCAAAAGGCUGACCUCUGGCUCAUGCGGGUUGACUUUACAUUUGAGUUCCCUCGUCCCACCAUGCCCAAUGUCAUCUACGUCGGUGGCUUCCAGGGUAAGCCUUCAAAGCCUCUCCCAUCAGACCUCCCUCAGAAGGUUGUGUGGAGACAUGUUGGGAAAAGACCAGCCACUCUGGGAAACAACACCAUGCUGGUUGAAUGGCUCCCUCAGAAUGAUCUACUAGGCCACCCUAAAACCAAAGUUUUUGUCACACAUGGUGGCACCAACGGCCUGUACGAAGCCAUCUACCAUGGUGUGCCAGUUCUGGGCAUUCCACUCAUUUUUGACCAGCAUGACAACUUGUUACGUAUGGAGGCCCGGGGAGUGGCUGAAAUAGUUGACGUGGCAAAAUUGGAUGUUGACUCCCUGACAAGUGCUCUGAAGAAUAUUUUGGACCCAGAAAAGCCCUACAAACAGAAUAUGCUCAAACUAUCACAACUUCAUCAUGAUCAGCCCAUGAAGCCUCUUGAUAGUGCUAUUUUCUGGAUGGAAUAUGUCAUGAGGCACAAGGGUGCAGCACAUCUGCGCACUGAGUCAUAUAAGCUGCCUUGGUAUGCCUGUCAUUGUCUAGAUGUGAUGGCAGUCCUUGUAGCAUUUGGCUUGCUGAUCAUUGCUUUAGUUUGGACUUCUUGUCAAUGUCUAAUUACAUUUUUGUUGAACACAAAGAAGUCCAAGCAUGAAUAG
Messenger RNA from Pelmatolapia mariae (spotted tilapia), 1134 nucleotides. RefSeq names its product UDP-glucuronosyltransferase 2B20-like. The record is from RefSeq and is a predicted model, not a curated record. The coding region runs from base 1 to 1134 and encodes 377 amino acids. Gene Ontology annotation, molecular function: UDP-glycosyltransferase activity. Lineage: Eukaryota; Metazoa; Chordata; Actinopteri; Cichliformes; Cichlidae. The transcript is spliced from 2 exons.